CUUUGGCCUCCUAAUUGGUGCAGCAGCUGCGUGUGUGAUUGGACUUUAGCGGGCGUACGCAGGUUCUUCCAGUAGGACCGUGAAGGCCACAGGAAGUUUGACCCCAUAAAGCUCCACAUUGGCACCGGGUCGGAUGCCUCCUGAGGGCAUCCAAGUGUAAAUCGGAAAGAGAAAGCAUAGGAGGAGGAGGGUUGGGGGGAGUCAACGAAUGAGAGUGAGAAAUUGAGAUGAGUUCCACUCCACCCACAUCCACCCUGUCCAACGUGAGGGGGAGGUGAGGCAGUUUAGUGCUGGUGGUGCUGUGCCGUGUGUUGACUGGCAUUAUUGACUUGCGCUCACAGAGAGUAGUCAAGCCUGCUCCUCCCCAGAAUCCCACCCGUGGGGGCAACCAUGGCUUCCCACGUGAAGCUCAGGAAGGACAAGGUUAGCGUGGUGGACUAUGACACUCAAAUUAAGGAGGUGCGGUGCCAGCUUCUGGACCAACUGAAAGUUCUGGACUUGCAGCUGGAGCAGAAGAGUCAACAACUGCAGGAUCUAGCGGACUACCUACGGCGACGGGGCGAGAUCGAAAGCGAGUACUCUCGCUCCUUGGAGAAACUGGCCGAGAGGUUCACUAACAGGAUCAAAAGGAAGGAGCCCAGCACUCACUCUGUGGCCCAGGUCUGGUUGGCUCUCCUGUCCCACACCCGCCAAGAAAGCAAAGACCACAAUGGGCUCAGUGAGAGCUGCAGCAGCCUUCUUGUCCAACCCCUCACGCAUUGCCUGGAGUACACACAGCGACUCGCCAAGAAGAGUAAAGACAUCUGCAUGCAGCUUCAAGACGGACUGCUCAAGGUGACCACAGAGCUGCAGACUGCGUGGCGGACUUAUCACCAGUACCAGGCUGACUAUGUGUGUGCGGAGGGGAAGUUGAAGGAGGCUGAGAAACAGGAGGAAAAGCAGCGGCAAAGUGCCAAAAAACUGGAGAGGCUGAUUGAGAAGAGGCAAGGAAAAGUCCAGGAUAUUUACCUGAAGUGCAGCAAGGCCAGAAAUGAUUAUCUGCUCAACUUGGCUGCAGCCAACACUUCCAUGAACAAGUACUACCUCCAAGACAUCUCCACACUCAUUGACUGUGCCGAUGUCGGGUACCACCUAUCUCUGGGUCGGGUGAUGCAAGCCUAUCUGUCCAAUCGGCGCCAGUUCCAGCUGAACCUGAACUCAAGCCUGCAGCAGCUCCAGGGCUCUGUGUCAAGACUGGACCAGCGCCAGGACAGAGACACUCUCCUCCAGGACCACCACCACACCUUCUGUAUGCCCCUUCGCUUCCCCUACCAGCCGCAUGAUGGGGACCAGGUUUCCGAGAUUAGUGCGGAUAAUGAGAUGAGAUGCGAACUGGAGACCAGAUUCAAACAGAUCCAAACCAGGCUGAGAGCCGUCACGGAGGAAACACAGGAGGUCAAUAAGCGCAUGUCUGCGUCCCAGUCCUCCCUGCUGGAGACCAUCAAUGACAUGGAUUUUGAGUACAACAGCAGCAGUAGCGGCUCAUCCCAUGAGGAGAACACUGAAAACCAGUUGGUUCGUCCCAGUGUGGCUCGCCGCAGGGCCAACCAGCAGGAAAUAGAAAACCUCUACUUCACUAGAGUUAAAGAGUUCCUCGUUGGCAGCUCUCUGGUGUCCAAGCUGCAAGCCAAACAUGACCUGCUUAAAGUCGCCAUAGAGAAAGGGGAGGCUUCCGAUUGGCAGCAAACAAGACAAAAUACAAAGUCUACACGUGUUCGCAAAAAUCCCUCCAGUGUGAAUUUGUUGCACAACCAAAAACUGUUCAACGGCGACAUGCUGUCUUUUACUCAGGCAUCAGGUCAGCAGAUUCCAGUUGUUGUUGAAAGUUGCGUUCGCUUUAUUAACCUCAACGGUCUCCACCAUGAGGGCAUAUUUCGGGUGUCAGGCUCUCAGAUGGAGGUCAACAACUUGAGAGACUCAUUUGAGCGAGGGGAGGACCCCCUGGCUGAGCAAAAGUACGACCUGGACUCGGUUGCUGGAGUGCUCAAGCUGUAUUUUAGAAAUUUGAAGAACCCCCUUUUCCCAGUGGACAGCAUCAGUCGGCUGCUGGAGUACGCACAGAUAAAAAACGAAGCAGAACGAGCCGAGCAGCUGAAAACGGUCAUCUCUUCCUACCCUGAGUCGGUUAUCAUCGUCAUGAGAUACCUCUUUGCUUUUCUUCACCACGUGUCUCAAUACAGCGACGAGAACAUGAUGCAGCCAUACAACCUUGCCGUCUGUUUUGGCCCCAGCCUGGUCAGGGGGGCCGACGACGACGACGUGGUCACCCUGCAGCCUCAGAUCAACGCCCUGGUGAAGAGCUUCAUCCUCCAGCACGAGAGCAUCUUCCCCGGUCAGAGCGAGGUCAGAGGUCCCGUGUACGAGAAGUGCAUGACGCAGGAACACGAUGACUGUGAAGCCCUCGUUGAGGAAGGGGAUGGGGAGGCGGAGUUCUCUCAUGGUAAACCAGAUACUGGAUGUGCAACAGAAGCGGAAGUGGGGCAGUUGGUAAAUCACAGCAGCUCGGCCACAGGACCCCUGCAGAAAAGAGCAGAGGGUUCUAAAUCCAACAAGGGUGGCCUCGCAGAACACCGUAGGUCAGCAUCAGGACCAGCAGCAGGAGUCGGCAUCCCUUCCGGGGCAAAGAUCGUCCUCCAGAUUCCCACGGGGCCCCAGGGCAGGCCCCGAAGGAUCCACUCACCUGGUUUUGCACGCAGAGAACAGUUACAAGCCUCCCCUGAAGAUGCAGUUCAAGUUGACAAGGAGGUCUGUCGCCAGAUGGACUCGGUCUUCAAGGAGCUUAUCUCAAAGCACACACUGCAAGAGACCUCUGGCCAGGCAGCUCAAAAGAGGGGGGGGCGCAAGGGGAGAGGAGCAGGGCAGCUCCAAGGAGAUCUCCCACAGGACUGAGACGUGGGGCAUUGAACUACAGUUCAGUGAUUAAAGCUACUUUAAACACGUGACUGUACAUUUGGGAAAGACGGGUUGCUUUCUGCUUGUGGAACAUUAAAGCUGUGGGAUGAUUGACAUUGGAAUAUCGACAUCUGUAUAGAUGUUAGCAUAAACUUUAUGGUUUCAGACAAUUCAUGAUAUGUUGCCUUCAUCAAAUAAGUCCCAAGGAUUCAAACUGUUCUUGAACCUAAGUCGGCCAUCUCUGUGUGGAGUUUGCAUGUUCUCCCCGUGCAUGCGUGGGUUUUCUCCGGGUACUCCGGUUUCCUCCCACAUUCCAAAAACAUGCUAGGUUAAUUGGCCACUCCAAAUUGUCCAUAGGUAUGAAUGUGAGUGUGAAUGGUUGUUUGUCUAUAUGUGCCCUGUGAUUGGCUGGCCACCAGUCCAGGGUGUACCCCACCUCUCCAGCUGGGAUAGGCUCCAGGAUAGCCUGUGAUCCUAUAAGCGGCAUAGAAAAUGGAUUGUAAGAAAUGUGUAUAUACUUGGAGUAUUUGUACAAAUUCUUCGACUUGCUGAUUUGCAUAUAUUUUUGGGAAACCAAAUAAAUGGUUAUU
This is a messenger RNA of Doryrhamphus excisus (bluestripe pipefish), 3521 nucleotides long. RefSeq names its product rho GTPase-activating protein 4-like. Gene Ontology annotation, biological process: signal transduction. The record is from RefSeq and is a predicted model, not a curated record. NCBI's taxonomy places the organism in Eukaryota, Metazoa, Chordata, Actinopteri, Syngnathiformes, Syngnathidae.